AUGCCAGUAAAGAGACAAAAUCACGGUCGUAGCAAAAUGAAUCGUGGCUCAGUCAGCACAGUCCAAUGCAUCCAAUGCGGCCGCGUCUCGCCCAAGGACAAGUCUGUUUCGCGCAGCAGCAACAGCCCCGUGGUCGAGGCUGCCUCGAUGGACGAUCUCCGCCUUGCGACAGUCUACGCCGAGCCAGACGUGCCAACCUUCUUCAACAUCGACACGUAUUGCAU
This is a messenger RNA of Enterospora canceri, 224 nucleotides long. The record is from the annotation of a GenBank genome assembly. Lineage: Eukaryota; Fungi; Microsporidia; Enterocytozoonidae.